GGCCAGUGCGGGGCAGAAACAGACGCAGGACCUGAGGAAGUGGACGAGUAGAAGUUGCCGUAGUUGGCUCGAUUUAAAUAAUUAGGACUAUUUAAUAGAUAUUUAAUCUGUUGUAUGAGUUGAACACGAGCUAAAGCGCGAGUUCUUUUUUAGAGGGUUUGUACAGCAGCAAUGCCAUCCCAGCCUGCUGCCAGAGAACCAGAGGAGGAGAUGGAUACGGAGGCAGAUUCUGAAGUGCCUCACGCUAAUGGAGAAAUGGAGGAAGAGAGAGAGAGGCAGGCAGGAGAGGCAGAGGAGACAGUGGAGGAGAGCGGCGAGGACCACGACAGUGACCUGGAGGAGAGUGAGGCAGAAGAAGACGAAGAGGAAGAUGAGGAGAGUUCAGAGAUGGACGAUGAAGAUUGCGAGAGGAGGAGAAUGGAGUGUAUAGAUGAGAUGUCUGACCUGGAAAAGCAGUUUCUGGAACUCAAAGACAAGCUGUUUAGGGAAAGGCUCGACCAGGUGAAAGUGAAGCUGGAUGAAGUGCUGACAGGAAAGGCAGGGGAGUACCAAGAGCCACUGGCCAACCUGCAGCACAACAUGCAGCUACGCACACAAGUGGCAGGCGUGUACAGAGAACUGUGCCUUCAGGUGAUCAGACACAAGCAUGAGUGUGAAGUACAAGGAGCAAAACAGCAUCUGGAGAGUGAGAGAACACUCCUGUUUGACGCCAUGAAGACGGAACUGCUGGAGAAGAUCCGCAGACUAGAGGAAGACAAGCAAAGCGUGGACAUCACCUCAGAGUGGUGGAGUGAUGAGGUGAGGAUGAAGAAGUGUAAGAGGAGAAGUCACCUUGCGCGCCAAGACAGGAAAAAGAAGGCAGCGCUUGUAUCAGGUCCUUACAUAGUGUACAUGCUGAGGGAUAUUGAUAUACUGGAAGACUGGACGGCUAUCAAAAAGGCUAAAGCUGCUCUAAUGCCCUUGAAGAAGAAGUCAGAUAGUCGUCAGUUGUCAGUACGAUGUGAAGGAGGCACGCUGUUCUAUGAGGGAGAGCGAUUCUCGAAGGGGAACAGCGUUCUACUGGAAGUCUCUGAUGACAGCCCGGCACAGGCAGUAAUAACAGCCAUCAAUGCAAGUGAGAUCUGGUUUAAAAGAACAGAUGGUAGCAAAACCAAAAUCUACGUCUCACAGCUACAGAAAGGCAAAUACACCAUACGGAAGCCCUAGAGCACGUACAUAAACACACACACACAAACACAUACAAACACAAACACACACAGACACAAAGAGUAUGGUGUACAGAGUUACCUGCCGUGCACGGCAGAUGUGUAUAUGUAGUGAUAAUACAACUGUGUCUUCCAAACCUCCUGUCAACUACUAAUACAGAAAUACACUGUUAUUCAAUUCCUAAUGGACUUAAAGUAAGCCAGCCAGCAGAGUUGGUGUCUAAUACAUAAACACAAUAUGUUGCUUUGAUAGACUGGACUGAAUGCCUCACUAGCAUGCUUUGCAGAGGCGUCCAAAUGAGCAGAUAGCGUAACAGCAGCUUCUGUUCUUCAGGACACACAGCGUAUGGCACAACAACAGAAACUGCUGAAUCACACUGUCCCAUAACAGGCAUACUCAUACCGUACACACACACACACAAUGAGUAACCGUGAACUGUAGACCAAAUAGAGUUUUGUGAUUAUGUAAAUGAUCGCAGACUGAAAUGUAUACAUAGCUUUCCCCCAUUACCAUGUUCCAAAUGAAUGGUAAGCAAAAACCCUGUGCCAGAUUCACAAAGCUAUCCUAAGAAAAAAAAUUUGAAAAAAUGUUAAGAUAAACACUAAGUAGUUAGGUUAAUAAGAACAAGCGUCAUUCACCAGUGCCUUUCCUUUCCUUUAAAAAAAAGUUUGUUUUUGAUAAAAGUCCUAUAUAAAUACAUUGGUGAAUGUUAAAAUUAUUGUGAUAACUUUGUAAGAAGGUUUUACUAAGAGGAAACUCUCUUCUUAGGAAAUUGAAUAAGGUUAACAUCCCCAAAUGAAAAUCUUAAAGCAGAAAAAUCAGAAUCACAAAUAUUCUCUUAAGAAUUUUUGCAUUAAUUCCUAAACUUUUCCUAAGAGGCUCUUUGUGGUUUUCUUAUGUAGCUGAUUAUGCUGCAUUGUACAGCUUACUAUAAAUGACGAGAAGCACUUUUCUGAUUUUCCAAAUCAAAGUAAGCAUUACCUAAGCCAAACUUCAGUAAACAAUAGUUAUAAGUGAUGGUGGAAGAAACAGAAAUCAAAUCCUGAUUGGGCACUGUUAUUUGAUAAGAUAACAUAGAAGGCUAUUAUUUUUCUCAUAUAAUUUAAGAACAGUUUUGGUUUGAAUUAUAUUACAUUAGAAACAUUAUUAUAUUAAUUUGGCUUUUAUAAUGUCUUACAUUAAUGAUUUUAUGAUUUUAGAGGCUUACCCUUACUUUUCAUAGUGGAAGACAAGUGUGAAAAAAUAUUUCAGAACAGCAGUGAUGUUUCCAUGUUAAAGUAACCCAUAUUUUAACACUCCCAAAUUAGUGAAGAAUAAUACUUUUCUCCAAAAACAGCAUCCUUAGCUCUGUCCUCAGUUUAAAUAAAUUUAAUCAGUAUUUAAUUAGUAUUUAUUUUUACCCCAUGAAGCAGACACUACUUUCACUUCUGGUCAGAUUGCUGAGAACUGUCUUUAAUACAAAAAUAUAUUAACCUAUGUAAUAUGAAAACAUAGAGGUAGCACUUUAUAUGUUUUACAUGUUCUUUGUACUUAUUAAGCUCAGCAGAAAAUAAUAAAAUAUUUUUCCUUACGGGCCAAUUUGAUCCACAACGUGACAAAAGGUUUAAGAGAAAAGUAAAACAUAAGUUAGUGACUUACUUAAGUGAAUGAAGUUAAAAAACACACCCAAGAAAAAUUUCUUUCUUAAUACAGUUUUGUGAAUCUGGCUCCUGGUUUACAUUUCCUGUGAACGUUUUCACAUAUUGUGCACUAAAUGCAUAUACACUGUAUCCACAAUAUAGUUUUAAAAAUAUUUCUUUAAAGUACACUAAAGAUUUAGAGACGGCCUCUAUGACUGCAUUCACAUGCUGAAUAUUGCUUUAUAGUGUAGUAUUGCAGCCCGUUGGUGUAAGUUGCCCUUUUUCCUGUAAUAGAAGGCCAGGUUUGCAGUGUGUCUCUGAACAGCGUAGUUUAAACUAGAGCAGCUUCUACUGACGGCACGAAACGACCCGCGCCUCUCAUUAAGAACGAUUGCACUUCAGAAGAAGGAGAAUAUUUGUGAUGAAUAUUUCAGAUUUUUUUUUUUUAGCUUAUUUUAAUAAGACUUAUUGAGUGCAAAGAGUAUUUAUAUACGUUUGUACACUGAUUUGGAAUCAGAGGGUGCUUUUACAACUUAUUUAAAAAGUGUUUUAAUAUAAUCAUGUAUUUAUAACAGUGAAUAAAUAAAAUCUGUUCUUUU
Messenger RNA from Astyanax mexicanus (Mexican tetra), 3424 nucleotides. RefSeq names its product BRMS1 transcriptional repressor and anoikis regulator (gene brms1). The coding region runs from base 172 to 1206 and encodes 344 amino acids. The record is from RefSeq and is a predicted model, not a curated record. Gene Ontology annotation, biological process: negative regulation of transcription by RNA polymerase II. Gene Ontology annotation, molecular function: histone deacetylase binding. Gene Ontology annotation, cellular component: Sin3-type complex. Lineage: Eukaryota; Metazoa; Chordata; Actinopteri; Characiformes; Acestrorhamphidae. The transcript has 11 exons.